Molecule: messenger RNA, 1701 nt
Organism: Heterobilharzia americana
Lineage: Eukaryota; Metazoa; Platyhelminthes; Trematoda; Strigeidida; Schistosomatidae
Source: the annotation of a GenBank genome assembly
AUGCAGUCCAAUGAAAGCAGUAAAUCAUCUCGUCAUACUCGUUCGCUUCUUCGACAUGGAUCUUUAAGACAUUCUUCGCAUGAUGUGAACUCAAAAACACAUACAGAUUCUGUUGAGUCGAGUAACUUACCGCCACCCCCUCCACCACCACCUCGAUAUCCUUUAAAGAGUGAUGGAUUUUCACCACAAACUGGAUAUAUAAUAUCUGAUGCCUCCAGCGAGCAAACACCGAAAUCUCCACCUAGAACUUCUUCUUUAAGACCUAGGGGAAUUCCACUGAGACGUGAGAGCGUUGUGCAAGCUGUUAAAUAUGGAUCAAGUGAAUGCCAAAGCCUCAAAAAACCUCAAAUCAGUUCAUCAUCUAGCAAUAAUGAGAGCUCUGAUAAACAAUUCCCGGUUGUAGAUCGUCCUGCCCGACCAUUCACAUUGCCUACUACUACUAAUACUAGUACAGCAACUACCACUACUCCUUCAGCUAGUAGUAGUAAUGAAAAGCUAUCGGUUAGUAUUGCGAUUACAAAAUAUAAAGUUGAUAGUUUAUGUCAAACAGAUCCUAGAAGUACACCAUUAUUGUCACGUCUACUAGCUCCUGGUUUUGCUACAUCAGUAGUCAGUUCAACGAAUAACACAAACUCAAGUCAACGAAAAGGGAAUAAUCAGAGCUAUGAGUCAUCAGAGGGUGAUCGGAGCCCAGUCCCAAGUUCUUCCAGUGCUCAAGGCUUUUUAACUGAAGUGAAUAGACAGGAAGUAGGAUUAAAAGAUCGUAUACUUUCUCAAGAUGUGGCGAGUUCUGACAAAUAUCAGAAGAAGGACAGUGAGAAUGUCUCAUGGAAUUUACCAUCUUCGUCAACACAUGUACAGUCAACUAGUCGUGAAUGGCGUGAACUGUCUGAUUGGUCUGGUAAACGAGAGACAAUUGUACAAUCUAAAAGUCGUUCACCUAACUUUCAACCAUCUCCUGAUAGCCAGUGCUGGCGUACAGUAACAUCUGUACAGAUAAAAAAUGAAAAUAUGCUUCCAGAACAGUCAUCUUCGAACACUUGUUCAUCAGGCACACAAGAUGAAAUGGAGUCCAGUGUUGGUUCACCAGGAAUUUUCAAUCGGAAUCAGUGUGAUGUUGAGUCUAAUAAUCAUGCAAAAAUGUUUGGCAAAGGUGGAGGAUUUUUAACAAAUGCUUCUAGUUCCGGUGACCUAGACGAUGGCGGAGUUGAUGAUGAUCAUGCUAUCCACCAGACGCUUCCAAAUGAAGAUAUUGAAUCAAAUACACAUAGCGAUGACCACGAUGAUAAUGAUGAUGAGGAUGUCGAGGAUAAUAUUGAUAAUACUGAUCAUGAUACAACUCUCCCUAGGGAUAAUGAAGAAACUGUGACUAUUCCUUUGAAUCACAAUAAUUGUAAUGAUGAUAACAACAAUUCAGUGACAAUGAUGAUGAUGAUACAUCGCACCUCACAUUCCUACGUUAAUGAAUCUGAAGAGUUGUUCGCAGUGCACGAACAACAAGAGAGACAACGCCAACAACAACAGGAGAAGGUUGACUAUCAUCAUCAUCACCAUCAGCAGCAACAACAACUGGAUUCAAAACCUUCACACCUGGUGUCACCUAAUGCUCUACAAGAACCGUGUGAUUUUGAAGAAGGCUAUCCUGAGUAUCGUAAGCGAAUUAGACAUUUUUCAGUCUACACAUUUAUUGUUGAAGAUUGA